Messenger RNA from Sphaeramia orbicularis (orbiculate cardinalfish), 2857 nucleotides. RefSeq names its product transmembrane protein C17orf113-like. The transcript has 12 exons. Gene Ontology annotation, molecular function: protein dimerization activity. The coding region runs from base 84 to 2771 and encodes 895 amino acids. NCBI's taxonomy places the organism in Eukaryota, Metazoa, Chordata, Actinopteri, Kurtiformes, Apogonidae. The record is from RefSeq and is a predicted model, not a curated record.
UUUAAGGUGGACCCGGGCAUUCCAAUCGGAAGCUGUGAAUCGGACAUUAACUCCAGCCUCGUCUGCUACCACAAAAACAUAAGAUGCCCAGAAAAACUGUCGCAGAAAAAGCUGCCCUAAAGCGAAUGCUCGAUGCAGCACGAGGCAAGACCCGUGUUUACAUCGGGUCUGCCUUCGAGCGUUGGCGGAGGUUAAAGGAGCUUCACCCAAAGCUGAAAAACGAUGAGAUGAUCGCGGAGUUUCUGCUGGACAGCUAUGAAUCCACUGACAAGAAACCACCAUCUUCUGCUGCUUGUCUCUCAGACCGAGUUGAAGUUAAAGUUGAAGAGGAAUUGGACAACAGCAACUCCAAGCAGACUUCUGCUCAACCAGUGGGUGCAAGUACGAAGAGACAUCUUCAACAAACUAGUCUGCAGGGCCUCUUCAAAUCCACAAGAACUCCAUCCAACACAAGUCCAGAAUGCCCUUCAGAGCAGGAGCCAGGUGUUGAUCAGAGCCCUCAUCUGAAGAAACCAACAACCUCUGCAAACUGCGCUGAUGCGGAGCCACCCAUGAAGAAAGCCAAAACUUCAGUCUCCUCAGACUCUGCUGAUAAGAAGCAACCAAAGACUCAGAAAGAGAGAGACCAGAGUAGGCAAAUCAGGGCAGAUUGGUUUACCUCAUUCAAGUGGUUAAAGUAUGACAAGGAGAAGAAUCUGUUUUUCUGUACGGACUGCAUCACAGCCAAGAAGGACAACCUCUUCACCAAAGGGAAAAGUGCUUCUGUACCAAAGAGGGAUGACUUCACCAAACAUGCCGGUAGGAAAGACCAUUUGAUGGCAGCCGGUGCCAAGCAGGGAAACCUGGAAAUGUGCAAGGGCAGAGCGAAGGCAGAUGACCAAGCCAAAGAAAGCAUCACUGCUGCUAUGAAGACAGUUCUCUGGAUGGCCCAGGAGGAUGUGGCCAAUGUCAAGUUUCCAAGCUUGGUUGACCUCCAGUUAGAGAAUGGUGCCAACAGUCUCCGUGUCUUGGAAAAGGAAGAUGGCUCCUUCCACUACAGCCAUCUGGUCAGUGGUCUGAGGGAAUGCUUGGUUUCAGUGGUGGAAGAAGAGAUGCUGCUAGAGAUUGAGGAAUCAGGUCUCUUUUCUCUUGAAGCAGACGAGGCAACCGAUUGUACCAACAAAUCGGUUUUGGUGGUCUGCAUAAGAUACCUUGGCCCUGAUGGAUGUCCCAAAGUCCGGUUCCUUGGGGUUAGAGAACUGGAGCAGACAACGGCUAAUGCCAUCACCGAAACACUGUAUCAGCUAUUGGACGCCAAAGGCUUGAAUAAGUUCAGUAUGGUGGGCUUAGCUACAGAUGGGGCGUCUGUCAUGGCAGGUGUGAAGAAUGGCGUCUCAACACAGUUCAAGAGCGAAGUGCCAUUCUUGCUUUCCAUCCAUUGCAUGGCACACCGACUGCAACUGGCAGCAGAGAAGGCAGCUAACCAGGUGCCUUUGAUUGGCAAGUACAUAGCCACCCUCAGCUGCUUUGCCAGAGCCAUCAAGUUUUCUGCCAAGCUGACUAGAACCCUUGAGAUGGUCCAGAAGCUAGAGACAGGACAGACAAAGAAGAUCAAAGAGGCAUUCUUCACAAGGUGGCUAAGUUUAUGUGAUGGGACCCAGGCAAUGGCCGGUUGCAUUCCUGCGGUACUGAGUGCCCUCCAGAUGGCAGCUACUGAGAGAACAUCAGAGUCCAGGGCUCAGCUGGAAGGGUUGGUUGCUGACAUUGGCUCAUACAGGUUUAUUUACCUAACCCAUUUCCUCGCUGACGUAGUGGGCCUUCUGGGCAUCUUGUCUAAGUUGAUGCAAGUUGCCACACCAACUUACCAGGACCUCAAAGAUGCAGUUGACAACACUGUAUGUUCUCUGCUGGCCCUGAAGGAAGUUAAAGGGACCUGUGGUUUCCUGGAGAAGCUGGAUGGUACCUUUCCCGCCAACGCCCCCAGCACAGGAAAGACAUUGUGGGAGGACCACUAUGUCAAAGACACAGUCAAGCAGCGUGAACAAGUUGAGAAAGCAGUGGACAUGUUCCUGGAGAAGCUGGUCAUGCAGCUCCAGAGCACCUUCCCGGACCAUGAUGUCAUGACAGCUUUUGACCUCCUCCAGCCAUCUGUCAAGCUGUCAAAGGAAGAUGCAGGGAAGAAGCUGGACAAGCUGCUGGAAAUGUAUGGUCAGGAUAAGAGGAAGGGGAAUGUGACCCAUACUAGAUUUGUGGAUCCUGAUGCAACCAAAAAAGAGUGGCAGAUCCUGGGUCCAUUUAUCUCCAAAUAUCAGACCAUGCAGGAAUUGUACACCUAUGUGUCCCAUAACCUGGAGGCCUACCCAAACAUGGGAAAGCUACUCCAGGUGGCUCUUACUGUAACAGUCACCUCUGUCAAUUGUGAAAGAGGGGUUAGUAGGUACACGGCCAUCAAGACCUCCACAAGAAGCAGUCUGAGAGUGGAGACCAUUGAUGAGUUGAUCGCCCUCAGUCUUGAAGCCCCAUCCUACAAACAAUUCAGAUAUGACUUGGCCUUCAACAUGUGGCAUCUGAACAGAAACAGGAGGGUGUACAGACAGAUGCUAAGAUCUGCUGAGAUCCUUGGCAAGGAGGACGAGAACAAUAAUGUUGCUGUUCUAGACAAAGCCAUGGAAGGCCUAUUUGCAAAGGGCCAAGCCUUUGUAAAAAAACUAUCAAAAGCCACAGCUGCAGCAGCCAGGGCUGUAGUGCCAAAGGAUCGGGGUCAGGAGGCUGAAAACACCUGUGAUGAUUAGGGGUGUAAGAAGAUAUCAGUUCUGCAAUAUAUCAUGACAUUUCAUUUCACAAUACUGUAUUGAUAUCACCAAGUACUGUAUCGAUA